Haemonchus placei is the source of this 291-nucleotide messenger RNA. Lineage: Eukaryota; Metazoa; Nematoda; Chromadorea; Rhabditida; Trichostrongylidae. The record is from the annotation of a GenBank genome assembly.
AUGGGAAUGCUCAAGUGGGCCUGUGGUUGGAUGCGAGUGGAUCGAAUCAGAAAUGAAGGCGUCAUGGCGGCUAUGCAAAGAGCCCCAGUCCAGCUGAAGACGAGAGAGCAAUGCUUGCGAUGGUUCGGACAUGUGCUGAGUAGACCACAGAAUCAUCCGGUAAGGGUGGCAAUGGAGUUCGAAGCUCACAGUAAGCGACCACGAGGAGCCCCAAAGAAGAGAUGGCGGAACGUGAUCAAGAAGGACCUCGUAGAAGUCAAAAUAAUGACAGAAGAUGCCGUAGAUCGAUAG